ACUUUCAUACCCAAGUACUUUCGAUUAAUAUUAACAUUAUCUAUGUUAUCUAUGAUAUUAACACGGUCAAUAUUGAACUGUAUUGGUUUCUAUGGCCAUUUUACAGAAUUGACCAAAAUUUGGGCGAAAGGACAAACACUACGUGUAGAAUAAAGUUGGAGGAAGAACACAAAAAUAUUAUUUUGACAAGGAAGUAUUUCUAGCGUAUUAAUCCUCUUAAUCCAGCAACGAAAUGUCGGAACGGAAAGUGUUAAAUAAAUAUUAUCCGCCGGAUUUUGAUCCUUCGAAAAUCCCGCGUAUGAAAUUGGCUAAAAAUCGGCAAUACACUGUACGUUUAAUGGCGCCAUUCAACAUGAGAUGCAAGACUUGCGGUGAAUACAUUUAUAAAGGGAAAAAGUUCAACGCUCGAAAGGAGGAUGUCGAAAAUGAAACGUAUCUAGGAAUACGUAUUUAUCGUUUCUACAUCAAAUGCACUCGUUGCCUUCAGGAGAUUUCCUUUAAGACAGAUCCGAAGAACACUGAUUACGAAAUCGAGGCAGGUGCAACAAGAAAUUUCAUGGCUUUAAAAUUAGCGGAGGAACAAGCACGCAGGCAAAUUGAGGAAGAGCGUGAAGAGGAAGCGAACAAUCCCAUGAAGUUGCUGGAGAAUCGCACGCAACAGUCACGUAACGAAAUAGAAAUGCUUGAAUCCCUGGAAGAGCUACGCGAUUUAAAUCGUCGCCAACACAACGUGGAUUACGAAUCAAUGUUGCAACAGUAUAAUAACACAGAAUCUGAACAGGAACGACUAAAGCGUGAGGAAAAAGAAGAUGAAGAUUUCGUGAGGUCCAUAAAUUUCAAAACAAAUAAAUCUAGUGGGAAAAUUGUUGCUGAAGAAAUAAUAGAAGAAAUUAAAGACGAGACAUCUUUACCAUCUGAAGCAAAGAAAGUGAAAGUCAGCAUGCCAUUAGCAUCUGCCGUCAGUAUUUCAAAAAAUAAAUCUUGCACAACAAAAACUUCGAACCUCGUAAAAAGGAAAACGCCGCUUGUUAUACCGAAAUCCAAUCCACCAACUGCAGCAGUUUCUUCCGAAGGGGUGAAUGCAAAUUCCAGUAAAUUAGAAAGUGCAAAACAUGCUGAAAAUAAAAAUGGAGGGCUAUCGUUGCUUUCAAAUUAUCUCAGUAGUUCCGAAGAAUCGAACUGAAUAAUAGAAUGCCUUACAAUAAAUAUUAACUUGCAUCUGAGUAAUCAACAUAGCGUCUUAUUGUUGUUGGAACCAUAAAACAGUGGGAACUGAACCUUGCGUCUCGAAGGCUUUGAUGCAAGUACUUGAGAUUUUCUUUAUCGGAUUUAUGCAAAUUUUGAAAAAAACUUUCGCUUUAGCCAUUACUGAAAAAAAUGUAUGUAGAAUCAAAGAAAACAAUGACAUUUUGUAUUGCCACUCAUUGAAUUAAUGUUAAUCUAUGGAAUAUAAAAUUAUUGAUGGGAAAGUACCAUGUAUAUUCUCCGGUACGAUUUUUAAAUACAUACAUAAGAACUACUCAAGUAUAAGUUAUCGAAA
This is a messenger RNA of Anastrepha obliqua, 1540 nucleotides long. RefSeq names its product splicing factor YJU2. The coding region runs from base 233 to 1183 and encodes 316 amino acids. The transcript has 4 exons. Gene Ontology annotation, biological process: mRNA splicing, via spliceosome. Gene Ontology annotation, cellular component: U2-type catalytic step 1 spliceosome. NCBI's taxonomy places the organism in Eukaryota, Metazoa, Arthropoda, Insecta, Diptera, Tephritidae. The record is from RefSeq and is a predicted model, not a curated record.